This is a messenger RNA of Durio zibethinus, 1813 nucleotides long. RefSeq lists its product as uncharacterized. Lineage: Eukaryota; Viridiplantae; Streptophyta; Magnoliopsida; Malvales; Malvaceae. Gene Ontology annotation, molecular function: phosphoric diester hydrolase activity. Gene Ontology annotation, biological process: lipid metabolic process. The record is from RefSeq and is a predicted model, not a curated record.
AAGCAUUAAUUAUUUAGAUCCUUCGCUUUCCGCAGUGGUUGAACCAGAAAUGGGAUUUGGACGAAUGGGAUUGGCUUCCUUCACAGAGAACUUUGGUUUCCAUUGCCGAGUGCCGUCCCAUUGGACCUACCAUCACGAGCCCGCAUUUAACUCGUGGAAUUAGCAAAAAUCAGGAUUGAAAGUAUCAAAAGACCAGCCAAAGUUUAGACAAUGUUCGGCAGCCACACAGGUGGAAGAAUCCAAGAGGUAAUGCAAUGAAAAUCAAAGCGACCCACCCACACUAAAGACAGUUUUAACAUCCCAGUCUGAAACUAAAGUAUUGAAGAUAAUUGAGAGAAAAUAAAUUAUAUAAACCGUGGAGAAGGCUGCCUGUCUUAUCAGUUUUAUUAUCUAUAAUACAAGAAGGUCGACCCUACAAUUGCACUAUCUGACGUUAUAAUGUUACAUAUCCAACUCCAGAAAGGAAAGGUUUUAAUUUAUAACCUGAAACAGAAGGAAAACAAGGAUCAUCAAGAAGAAGAAGAGAAGAAGAAGGGGAGGAGGAAGGAUUCAGCAAUCUUUUUCUUCUUCUCUGAUUGAAAAAUGGGUUCUCAGGCCUCUAAACAGUUGGAAAGACGUAAGGCAAUCUCCACUGAAAAGAAAACGCUCUGUGACCUUCAUGAAAGUUGUGGGGAAACAUUUCCUGGUAGUGACUACCGUCCAGCUGAUAGGAAAAAUUGGAUGGCAGGCCUCGGUCCGGAGAAACUUCGCAUAAACAAGAUUGUAUGGCCUGGAACUCAUGAUUCUGCUACCAACAAGAUUGGGAUUCCGUGUAUCUCUCGCCCUUUUGCGCAAUGCCAGUCUUUGUCCAUCUACCAACAGCUUGUUAAAGGCACCAGAGUUUUGGAUAUUCGAGUUAAUGAAGAUCGUCGUGUCUGCCAUGGGAUCCUGUCUACAUACAGCGUUGAUGUUGUCAUCAAUGAAAUCAUGAAGUUCUUGUCAGAGACACAGUCAGAGAUCAUAAUUCUUGAGAUCCGCACUGAAUUUGGGCACCAGGAUCCUCCGGAAUUUGAGAAGUACUUGGAGGAAAAACUUGGGGAUUUCCUGAUCCACCAGGAUGAUCACGUCUUUGGCAAAACAGUAUCUGAAUUGUUGCCAAAGAGAAUUAUCUGUGUCUGGAAACCAAGUAAGUCUCCUCAGCCUAAGCCAGGUUCUCCAUUCUGGAGUGCUAAUUAUCUGAAGGACAAUUGGAUAGACACAGAUUUACCAUCGACAAAAUUUGAUAGCAAUUUGAAGCAUUUGGGUGAGCAACAACCAGUUUCAUCAAGGAAAUUCUUUUAUAGGGUGGAGAACACAGUCACACCACAGGCAGAUAACCCUGUGUUAUGUGUUAGACCCGUAACGGGACGGAUUCAUGGAUAUGCUAGGCUGUUCAUUACCCAGUGCUUUGCCAAGGGUUGUCCUGAUCGAUUGCAGAUUUUCUCUACAGAUUUUAUUGAUGAGGAUUUUGUUGAUGCUUGUGUUGGCCUUACACAAGCCAGGGUUGAAGGCAAGUGUUGAUGAAUUUGUGAAUUUUUCUUCUCUUAUCUUUUGGUAGAAUAAUUUGUGAUAUUUUCUCUUGUAACCAGUUUCUUCAUCCAUGGAAAAAUUGACUGUGGCCAGUUAUUUGUUUGUAAUGUGGUAUUUAUAUAAUGUGUAUAGCAUUGUGUAUUUUUAUUGUGCAUUGAUGUGAUAUAUAUUCUUGUUGGAUUGGCUAGUUUUCUUAUUUCAGUUUUAGGUUUUUCUGCAAUUCUGAGAGCCCUUUUUGAGCUGGAGUGGCCAAUAGGCCACAACU